UUAACACACUCGACCAACCCAGCCCUUUAAGCGAUGUUCAAGUACCGUGAACAGUAAAAUCGCAACUCGGCAGUCCUUGUCUUCGGAUCCACAAUCGAGAGAGAGAGAGAGAGAUGUCAAAUAAACUCAAAGCAGUCCCACAGGAUAUCUCAAACUAUACGGUAGAUGGAUGCACUAUGAUUUCCGAGUAUUAGAGGUUGAAAACCAAAAAGACUCUUCUACUUCGUCUUUAGCUUUCAGAUUUUUUGUGGCUAUUACUCAUUUCAGUUUCUCAAGGCAGGUUUUAUCACUUCUGGUAAUAGAAGACAGAAGUGGAACCUUUUGCAAAAAUCAUCAUGCUCAGGCAAUCGCCUAGUAGAAACCCAAGAUCGAAAGGAAUCAAGGGCAAACAUGUUCUGCAAAUUUGUUUAUUGCUUGCUGUUUGCUUCUGGUUGAUUUACCAAGUCAAACACUCCCAUGAUAAAAGAAAAGAAUUCGAUAAAAAAGAUGCAAUGGACUUACUAAACGCAGGAAGUGGCAAUGAAAUCCUAAGAUUUGGAAGGAAAGAUCUCUACCCCCGGGUGGAGGAAACAGAAACUAGUAAUGAACAGCGUGAAGAAGCAGCAGAAGAAGGAGAGGCUGCUGGAGAGGAAGAAGAGAACAAGUCUGAUGAAGAUGAGCAAGAAGAAGGCAACAGAACAGAAGAGAAAGAGGAUGCAGAGAGAGGGGGUGGAGAAGAUGAAAUUGAUGAAGAAGACCAAGAGAAAUCUAAUGCAGAGAUUGAUCAUGAGGAGGAUUUCAUAGAUGACGAGGAGGAGAGAAAAGAGGGUGAUGGGAAAGAAAGUGAAGAGAAAGAUGAUGAUGAUAAAGAUGGCCAAAUGGAGGAUGAUAGUUCUUUGGAGGACCAUGAUCAUGAAGGAGCUGGGAAUACGCAUGAAGCACGAGAGGAGCAUUACAAGGCAGAUGAUGCUUCUAGUGCAGUGGCCCAUGAUACCCAAAUUGUUAGGACUGAAAAUGGGACCGGAAGCUUGGAACACUCAGAUGAGCACAGUGGAAUGAAUACAUUGGAACAGGAAAAUAAAGUCAACAACACUGAGGAAGUCGAUGUUGGCCAAAUCAAAACCAGCUUAAAGAUGGGAGACGGUGAAAUUGCUGAAAAUGGCAGUCCUUUACAUAGAACAGCUGAUGAAGAAAAAAGUUCUGGGGUUGUGUCUCCUAAACCUGAAGAUGUCUCAUUGUUGAAUACUAAACAAAAAACAGAGGCCAAUGAUCAAUCGCAACUAAGCAAUAGCUCAACAGAAGCGAGUACAGAAACUCUUGACUUGACCUUACAGAAUGGAACAAAGACCAUAUCAGAUUUUACUGAAGUUCAGAAUUUGACGGUAGGGGGUACAACAUAUGGGAAAGGUUCCAACUUGCGCACCAUUGCUCUGGAACAGGCCAACACCAUUACUACUGAUAAUCAUGAAUCUGAUUCUAAGGUGACAAUUUUCGCAAAACCUGAGGCUGCAGAGGCAAAACCGAGGGAGUCCUCAAAUUCCUUCACUAAACCAGUGUUUGUUGUAUCAGAAAACGUGGUAAGGUCUAAUACAUCAGUGGCAGUAGAGCACAGCUCUGAGUUUUCAAGAACAGAGGAACUUACUGACGCAACCCACGAUGAGAAGUCAGACACGGUUAUUGAAAUGAAUAAAACAGACGAAAAUUCGGGCUCCUCACAAACUGAGAAUGCAGAAGUUCACAAUGACCCCAUUGAUUCCUCUGAUUCUUCACUACCCUUGGAGGAGACACUGGUUCGAACAGAUCUGGAAACACUGCCAGAGAUAAGAACUGAAGGAAGCAAGAUGGAAGAUGCUGCAGCCGCAGAAUAAUACUACAGAAAAGACAAUUGCUCGGUUCUUGGGUUUGUUUUCUAUUUUCUUGGUUAUGAAUGGUGUGAACUCUUUAUAGUACAUGUUUCAACGUUGCAGGCAAAAUGUAGGCAAGUUAAUAAUAUUAAAGGUUUUCUGUAUAAUCUGUUUCUUGCUUUUUUUAACGUCAGUAUUUUUACUUUAUUUUAUUAUUGGGGUGAAUUAUACUUUGCCGUGCACAACUAUACCUC
This is a messenger RNA of Ilex paraguariensis (yerba mate), 2077 nucleotides long. The record is from the annotation of a GenBank genome assembly. NCBI's taxonomy places the organism in Eukaryota, Viridiplantae, Streptophyta, Magnoliopsida, Aquifoliales, Aquifoliaceae.